UUCCCUUCGGCGACGACGAUGGCGAUGGCGGCGGUGGAGGAGGCGGAGGUGGAGGGCCCGAUGCUGGGGGAAGAGGAGGAGGAGGAAGAAAAGAAGGGGAAGCAGGGCAAGAAGGGGAGGCGCUACGGCCUCGUCGAGUACCGGGCGCUGCCGGCCUACAUGCGGGACAACGAGUACAUCCUGCGCCACUACCGCUGCGAGUGGCCGCUACCGCAGGUGCUCCUCUCCGCCUUCUCCAUCCACAACGAGACACUCAACGUCUGGACGCACUUGAUUGGAUUCUUCAUCUUCCUCGCUUUGACCAUAUAUACCGCAACAAAAGUUCCAAGCGUAGAUCUUCAGAGCCUGCAGCAUUUACCGGAAAUGCUGCGGAAUGCUGAUCUUCAUAAAAUUCAGGCAGAGCUUGCGGCAUGCCUUCCUUCACUACCUAACUUUUCUGAUUUACAAAAGAUGACGGGUGACUUGAGGACCUCAUGGAAUUCUAUUGAUGUGCUUCCGUCAGUAUCUCGCUGGCGUCUCUUGGAGUUACUCUCGAGUUGCUUGCCGCACAGAUUUACCCAUUCCAAUGAAACUAAUCUUUCAGUUCUUGAAAACAUGAAGGAUGACGUAGCAAAUUUGCUUGCACCACACUUUAUUAGGCCGAUCUCUAGGUGGCCGUUCUUUGCAUUCUUGGGAGGAGCCAUGUUUUGCCUUCUUGCCAGCAGCACAUGCCACCUUCUCUCUUGUCACUCUCGCCGCCUUGCAUAUGUUAUGCUCCGGCUUGAUUAUGCAGGCAUUGCUGCUCUUAUCGCCACAUCCUUCUACCCUCCAGUAUACUACUCUUUCAUGUGCCACCCUUUCUUUUGCAACCUCUACCUCAGUUGCAUAACUAUUUUAGGAGUAGCCACUAUUGCCUUCUCCUUGCUACCGGUCUUCCAGAACCCUGAGUUCCGAGUCAUACGAGCGUGCCUCUUCUUUGGCAUGGGAGCAUCGGGUGUGAUCCCUGUUUUCCACAAGUUGAUCCUCUUUUGGGAUCAACCGGAGGCAUUGCACACUACCGGAUAUGAAAUUUUAAUGGGCCUGUUCUAUGGGAUUGGAGCAUUGGUGUACGCAACUCGGGUGCCUGAGCGCUGGAUGCCCGGGAAGUUUGACAUUGCCGGGCAUAGCCACCAGCUCUUCCAUGUCUUGGUGGUUGCUGGAGCGUACACUCACUACAAUGCAGGGCUGCUGUACCUUCAGUGGAGAGAUCAGCGAGGCUGCUAAAAGUUCAACGGUUACAGGUCAUGGAUAGAUUUGUGUGUUUGUAUCUCAGUAGCCAGUAGAGGGCUGCUGAACUUGGGCACAAGAACAUGCUGUUCCAUUGUAAAUUGUAUAGUACCAUGAAUAUACAACUGAAAGCAGGUAUUAAGGUGAUUAUAUUCAGCAACCUUUAUUGAA
Molecule: messenger RNA, 1416 nt
Organism: Lolium rigidum
Lineage: Eukaryota; Viridiplantae; Streptophyta; Magnoliopsida; Poales; Poaceae
Product: heptahelical transmembrane protein ADIPOR3-like
Exons: 3
Coding region: 19-1242 (407 amino acids)
Cellular component (GO): membrane
Molecular function (GO): signaling receptor activity
Source: RefSeq, a predicted model, not a curated record